Messenger RNA from Mucor velutinosus, 1668 nucleotides. RefSeq lists its product as uncharacterized. Gene Ontology annotation, molecular function: 2-isopropylmalate synthase activity. NCBI's taxonomy places the organism in Eukaryota, Fungi, Mucoromycota, Mucoromycetes, Mucorales, Mucoraceae. The transcript has 3 exons. Gene Ontology annotation, biological process: L-leucine biosynthetic process. The record is from RefSeq and is a predicted model, not a curated record. Bases 1 to 1668 code for a protein of 555 amino acids.
AUGUCUACUGAUAAGCUCAUUAUUUUUGAUACUACUCUCCGUGAUGGUGAACAGUCUCCUGGUGUCACUUUAAACACAGAGGAAAAGAUUGAGAUUGCAAAGACCCUCUCUCGUCUUGGUGUCGAUGUCCUCGAAGCUGGUUUCCCUAUUGCUUCGGUAGGUGAUUUUGAAGCAGUACAACGUAUUGCGAAUGAAGUCGGCCCUAUGAUGGAAGGCAGAGAAAAGAUUGGUCAUCCUAUGACAAUUUGUGGUCUUGCUCGCUCCACACCUGGCGAUAUCAAGCGUUGUGCUGAAGCUAUUGCAUCUGCUCCUCGUAAACGUAUCCACGUUUUCCUUGCUACAUCUGAUCUCCAUCUCAAAUACAAGCUCAAGAUUGACCGUGACGAAUGCAUCAAGCGUGCCGUUGCUGCUGUCACCUUGGCUCGCUCCUUUGUCGACGAUGUUGAGUUCUCUCCUGAAGAUGCUGGCCGUUCCGAUCCUGAUUUCCUCUGUCAAGUGCUCGGUAAAGUGAUUGAAGCAGGUGCCACUACUCUUAACAUCCCUGAUACUGUCGGUUACAACAUGCCCGAAGAAUAUGGUAACUUGAUCAAGUACCUCGUCCAGAACACACCCGGCUCUGAAAAGGCCAUCUUCUCUACUCAUUGCCACAACGACCUUGGUUUAGCUACUGCCAACACGCUUGCUGGUAUUUCCAAUGGUGCUCGUCAAGUAGAGGUGACAAUUAACGGUAUUGGUGAGCGUGCUGGUAACACAGCCAUGGAAGAAGUGGUGAUGGCUAUUCACACUCAUCCCAACUUCUUCCCUGUGCACCACACUAUCAACACUACCAUGAUCUACCGUACUUCUCAAAUGGUGUCUUCUUUAUCUGGUAUGAUGGUUCAACCCAACAAGGCUAUUGUAGGCCGCAAUGCUUUCCUUCACGAAUCUGGUAUUCAUCAAGAUGGUGUUCUCAAGAACCGUCAAACUUACGAGAUUAUCACUCCCGAAACUGUGGGUGUUACUGACAUCAACCUUGUUCUUGGAAAGCAUUCUGGCCGUAAUGCCUUCCGCGAGCGAUGCAAGGACCUUGGUUUUGGUGAUAUUACCGAUGACGAUUUCCAAGUUGCUUUUGAUGACUUCAAGGCUCUCUGUGAUAAGAAGAAGAAUGUCAAUGAUGCCGAUAUCCUUGCUAUUCUCAGUAACCAAAUCAGUUCUCAUGCUGCUAGCUCUUUCUAUACUCUUGUCUCUACUCAAGUGGUGGGCGGUGCUGCCACAACUUCUAUGGCUAGUGUCAAGCUCUUUGAUGUCAAGGCUGGAAAGGAAAUUGGUGAUGCUGCUGUAGGUAUCAACGGUCCUGUUGACGCUAUCUUUGAGGCUAUUCAACGUAGUGUGGGCCGUCGUUUCCGUCUUACCAAGUUUGAUAUUAGCGCUGUUGGUGAGGGCAGUGAUGCUUUGGGUAAGGCCGAGAUUCAAGUCAAGGCUGAUACCGACGCCAUCAAUGGAAACGCUGCUGCUCAAGAUGAGCGUGUCGCUAAAGCUGCAUUUGCCUCCAGCAUUGCUGAUGUCGACAUCAUUACUGCUGCUGCCAAGGCUUAUCUCGGUGCCAUCAACAAGCAAUUAGAAUGGGAAAGUGAGUUGGCUGCUGGUACUGCUCGCAGUAUCGGUGAGGAACGCAAGGUGGAUGUCUAA